AUGCUAAGUUUUCGUCGGUAUAUGCCUUUCUAUCGAACUUUUUCGACAUCAUUAAGACGUCAUUUGUCCGAAUCAUCAUCACCUAUACAUCAUCGCAUUAUUUACUCAACAUCGAACAAUAUAUGGUUUAAUUUAGCCACCGAAGAAUGGCUAUCUAAUACGAUUAAACCAAAUGAACAAAUUUUAUUUUUGUGGCAAAAUGAUCGUUGUGUGAUUAUUGGACGAAAUCAAAAUCCGUGGAAAGAAUGUUUUUUAGAAAGAAUGCAUAAUGAUAAUGUUUUACUCGCUCGAAGACGUUCAGGUGGAGGUGCCGUUUAUCAAGAUCUUGGUAAUACGUGUUUUACAUUUCUUGUCUCAGCACUAACUCAUCAAAUAGAUAAAAAUGCCAAUUCAAACAUCAUUUUAAAUGUAUUAAAAAAUGUUUAUUCAAUCGAUGGAAAAAUAAUGGGACGUAAUGAUUUAGUAUUAAGUUCGGAUGGACGAAAAUUUUCUGGUUCAGCUUAUCAGUACACUCGGACGUCUGCUUUACAUCACGGAACAUUACUAUUAAAUGUUGAUUUAAACGCUAUGAAACGUUAUUUAAAUCCGAAUAAAGAAAAAUUAAAAUCAAAAGGAGUGGAUUCGAUACAGGCCCGUGUUAUUAACUUAACCGAAAUAAAUUCGUCUAUUAAACAUCAAGACAUUUGUACAGCGCUUGAAAAUGAAUACAUCAAAUAUCAUCAAAAGCAAUCCUCAUCAUCAUUCAUGAAAACCACAGAAUAUUUAUCACCAAUUGUUUUAGAUAAAAUAACAGAUUUGAAUAAUUCUUAUAAAAUGUACAGUGAUGAAAAAUGGCGUUAUGGCCAAACAUUUUCAUUCAAUCAUGAAAUAGAAAAACGUUUUCAAUGGGGAACCGUGAAUAUAUGUAUCAGUUCUGAAAGAAAUGGCAUUAUUGAUACUUGUGAAAUAUAUUCAGAUUCAUUGUUUGUUAAUGUUAUUGAUGAAUUGAAAAGAAAUAUAUCGGGUCAAAUGUAUACAGUUGAAAGUAUAAAAACAGCACUUAUGAAAGCAAAAGAGAAUGUUGAAAGUCAACAAGAAAAAGAGAUGAUUGAUGAUAUACAAGCAUGGAUUUUAACACAUAUUUGA
This is a messenger RNA of Didymodactylos carnosus, 1125 nucleotides long. NCBI's taxonomy places the organism in Eukaryota, Metazoa, Rotifera, Eurotatoria, Philodinida, Philodinidae. The record is from the annotation of a GenBank genome assembly.